UAUUGCUUCAUUGGUGGAUUUUUCCUCCAUCCGUGCCCACUCGCUCGUCAGGAGGCCGCCCAUGCCUCCAGCUUCCGCUCGCAUUGUAGGGUGGUCCAGAAGAAGGAUACAGCGGAGCGAAAAUGGGAGUAGAAAUUCAGACUAUAACUCCGGGUGAUGGGCGGACUUUUCCGAAGAAGGGACAGCGCGUCGUGGUGCACUAUGUCGGCACACUGGCAGACGGGAAAGUGUUUGACUCUUCGAGGUCCCGGGGCAAGCCGUUCAAAUUUAAGAUCGGACACCAGGAGGUGAUUCGGGGAUGGGAAGAAGGAGUAGCCCAGAUGAGUGUGGGUCAGCGGGCAAAGCUUAUUUGCUCACCAGACUACGCCUACGGCAGCAAAGGUCACCCAGGGAUCAUCCCACCAAAUGCCACUCUCACUUUUGAUGUGGAGCUGAUUGGUCUGGAGGCCUGAAACUUGUGCACUCAACUUUAAUUCCACUCAGAUUUUCAGGGUUGACUCCUAUCUCGGGAACAUGGAGGAAAAAGGUUAACAAAUGAUUCCUGCUCUUGAUUCCUGCAUAGGACCUAUGUCUGUUGUUACACUAUUUCACUCUCCUUUACAUUUAUAUACAAGUCCUGUUUUGUCACUUGCUUUAAAACUUAUAUUAUACUUUAGAUUCCAGACAGUAAUAAGUCAUAGGCCAUCUUAUCACAUGUAUUUUGUCAUAUACUGCUUUGUAUUUUUAUGGUCAUAUUUUUUUUUUUGACUUAAGAUUGACUUUAUUGCCGCUGUUUGACUGACUAAAUGCAUCUGCCACCAGGACCACGUUUUAAGUGUCAUAAAUACUGAAUCAGUCUCAUUCCUGUGGCUUUGUGGCCUUUACAAUAAAAUUGUAUUGAUUGCGGGUAAUGAAUUGUCUUGAUUCAAAAUAAGAAUAAAUUGUUUGACACAAUAUUUUUAUGAAUUACUUUUGUUAUGUACUCUUAAAUAGAAAAAUGCCCAGAACAUGUCAUAAUCAGGGGAUCAAAAAUCAAACGUUUUCAUGAAGAGCAUUAGAGGACCUGGAAGAUGGUCUUAAUUUAUGAGCCAAAAAUACCUGCUUGCUUUAAUAUCCACAGCUAAAGGAGCAAAAUUUUCCUCUAGGAACGGCUUAUUCGAGUACAUUAAAUACUGAUUUUUAAAUAAAAUGUUUAUUUCUCCGAGUUAUUCUGUGUCACUUCAUAGCCCUUUUUUGUCAUUUUAAGCCACAGUCAAACAGGCCUAGUGACCCUGGCAACCAGCAGUUGUUAGGGAAAAAUGUGCAUUCCCUGAUGCAACCACAUAGGGUAUAAAAUGUUAAAUUCAGCUGUUCAAUGGAUGCUGCAGGAUUCAGAGACUUUAAUUUGUCAACUGGCUUCUA
Molecule: messenger RNA, 1380 nt
Organism: Oreochromis niloticus (Nile tilapia)
Lineage: Eukaryota; Metazoa; Chordata; Actinopteri; Cichliformes; Cichlidae
Gene: fkbp1aa
Product: FKBP prolyl isomerase 1Aa
Exons: 5
Coding region: 123-452 (109 amino acids)
Biological process (GO): protein peptidyl-prolyl isomerization
Cellular component (GO): cytoplasm; sarcoplasmic reticulum membrane
Molecular function (GO): peptidyl-prolyl cis-trans isomerase activity
Source: RefSeq, a predicted model, not a curated record